Vitrella brassicaformis is the source of this 1256-nucleotide messenger RNA. The record is from the annotation of a GenBank genome assembly. Lineage: Eukaryota; Vitrellaceae.
GUCUGAUGCUGUAUUCACAACAUCUAUACAGCCCAAGGCUGGCGGCAUUCAUCUCUUUUGACGGCUUCUGGACCGAUGCCGUUCUUGGGAGGCAGCGCUGCAGCCGGCACCGUCUGCGUCUGUACGCCUCAGCAGAACCGAGAUCUGCCGUUGUGAGUGAGGCGACAACGACCGCACGCCUCGGAAGGCUGUCGCACAUCGGAGUCACUUUCGACGCGCUGCUUUUGGAUCAGUUCGGUGUCCUCCACGACGGCUCGACGCCAUACCAAGGGGCGGUGGAGUGCUUCAACCACUUGGUUUCCUCCGGCAAGAAGAUCGUCCUAUUGUCCAACUCAUCCAAGCGCAGCGGCAAGACGAGAAGCAAGAUGGCGUCAAUGGGCUUCAACAUGGCUCAGGGUGCGACAGAGAUCAUCACGAGCGGCGAUGUGGUCUUCCAGUGCCUCUCGCAGCUGCAAGACUCGUCAGCCUUGGGUGCUGCUGAUGAGUUUCGAGGCUUCUCGGCGGAGAGGAGGCGGUGUGUCGUGUUCGGAAAUGGCGACGAUGACUGGGAGUAUCUGAAGGAUUGCGGCUGUCAAGUGGCUGAUGUAGCGGAUGCUCAGUUUAUCCUUGCUCGUGGGCUCUUUGAGCUGCACCGGGAUGCUGAAUCGCCGCCAGCAGUCUUGGGCGCGCCGCCCCUUCACGCACUUGGGAGAAGAGUAGCAGCUGCAGCAGGAGCAGCGCAGCAAGCCGACGUGCCCCAGCUGAGUGAGGCCGAGGGCCUUGUCUAUGACGUUCUCCUCCAGUGCCGCGCAGCCGCCCUUCCCAUGAUCGUCGCCAACCCAGACUUCACCCGUCCCGACGGCAACGACUCGCCGAUGCCCGGCCGGCUGGCAGGGUUAUACGAGGCCAUGGGAGGCGACGUGAGGAGAAUCGGCAAGCCGCACGGAUUGGCGUAUCGGAUAGCUGCCGACUGGCUCGAGAGGCAGCACUCGGUCCACGACAGGAGCCGGGUGCUGGCCGUGGGAGACUCCCUUCCCCACGACAUUUUGGGAGCCAAUCGUGAGGGAUAUCCGAGUGUGUUUAUCGCGGGUGGGGUGCAUUAUUGCGAGCUGGGGCUGGGGAGACAAGGGGGGAGCGAGAUGCCCGAUGAGGAAAGGCUGCGGGCUGUGUUAGACGAGUACGAUGUGAGUGCGACUUACUGUCUGCCGUCGUUCGUGUGGUGAACGAACUGCGUGUGUGUGGAUGCCUCGCUUGGCGCGUAGCUAGCUGGAUAUGAU